Messenger RNA from Candida albicans SC5314, 1752 nucleotides. It is a transcript of the gene CHT2, whose product is annotated as GPI-linked chitinase CHT2. The transcript has a single exon. The record is from RefSeq and is a predicted model, not a curated record. Gene Ontology annotation, molecular function: chitinase activity. The coding region runs from base 1 to 1752 and encodes 583 amino acids. Gene Ontology annotation, biological process: carbohydrate metabolic process. Gene Ontology annotation, cellular component: extracellular region. Lineage: Eukaryota; Fungi; Ascomycota; Pichiomycetes; Serinales; Debaryomycetaceae.
AUGUUGUCUUUUAAAUCAUUAUUAGCUGCUGCAGUUGUAGCAUCGUCAGCUUUGGCCAGUGCCUCCAAUCAAGUUGCUCUUUACUGGGGUCAAAAUGGUGCUGGUGGUCAAGAAAGAUUGGCACAAUACUGUCAGGAAGCUGACGUUGACAUCAUUUUAUUAUCAUUCUUGAACUUGUUUCCAGAUCCAUUAAACGUUAAUUUUGCCAACCAAUGUGGUAACACUUUUGAAUCUGGUUUGUUACACUGUUCUCAAAUUGGUGCUGACAUUAAAACUUGUCAAUCAUUAGGUAAAACCGUGUUAUUAUCUUUAGGUGGUGGUGUUGGUGACUAUGGUUUCAGCGAUGUUGCUUCUGCCACUAAAUUCGCAGACACCUUGUGGAACAAAUUCGGUGCUGGUGAAGAUCCAGAAAGACCAUUUGAUGACGCUGUUGUUGAUGGUUUCGAUUUUGACAUUGAACACGGUGGUGCUACUGGGUACCCUGAAUUGGCCACUGCCUUAAGAGGCAAGUUCGCCAAAGACACUUCCAAAAACUAUUUCUUAUCUGCUGCUCCACAAUGUCCAUACCCUGAUGCAUCUCUUGGUGAUUUAUUAUCCAAAGUCCCACUUGAUUUUGCAUUCAUCCAAUUCUACAACAACUAUUGUUCAAUCAAUGGCCAAUUCAACUAUGAUACCUGGUCCAAAUUUGCUGACUCUGCUCCAAACAAAAACAUCAAAUUAUUUGUUGGUGUUCCUGCUACUAGUAAUAUUGCUGGUUACGUUGACACCAGUAAAUUAUCCUCAGCUAUUGAAGAAAUCAAAUGUGACUCACACUUUGCUGGUGUCUCCCUUUGGGAUGCUUCUGGGGCUUGGUUGAACACCGAUGAGAAAGGUGAAAACUUUGUUGUCCAAGUCAAGAAUGUUUUAAACCAAAAUGCUUGUGUUGCCCCAUCUUCUUCUGCUACUACACAAUCUACCACUACUACUUCCUCUGCUGUUACCCAAUCUACCACCACUACUUCUGCUGCUAUUACCCAAUCUGCCACCACUACUUCUGCUGCUGUUGCCACUAAAUCUAACCAGAUUGUCACUUCAUCUUCCUCCUCCUCUUCUUCAAUCUUCUACGGUAAUUCAACAACCGAAUCUUCAACUGGAAUUGCUACUGGUACCGUUCUCCCAACUGGUUCUAACGAAAAUGCUGCCACCACUGGUUCAGGUUCUAACACCAAACUUGCCAUUUCAACCGUCACUGAUGUCCAAAAAACUGUUAUCACCAUUACCUCAUGUUCUGAACACAAAUGUGUUGCCACUCCAGUUACUACUGGUGUUGUUGUCGUAACUGACAUCGAUACUGUUUACACCACCUAUUGUCCUUUGACUAAUAGUCAAGUGUAUGUUUCAGUUAAAACUGUUGUAUGCACCGAAGAAACAUGUGUUCCUAGCCCAACCUCAACUUCUCAAAAACCAAAAGCCAGUACUACCAUUAAAGGUGUUGAAAAGGGCCAAACCACUUCCUACCCUGUUGUUGGUACCACUGAAGGCGUUAAAAAGAUUGUAACCACUUCAGCUCAAACUGUUGGUUCUAGCACCAAAUACGUCACCAUUGAACUCACUUCUACUAUUACCCCAGUUACAUACCCAACAUCUGUUGCUUCUAAUGGUACUAACACCACUGUUCCAGUAUUCACUUUUGAAGGUGGUGCUGCAGUUGCAAACUCUUUGAAUAGUGUUUGGUUUACUGUUCCAUUCUUAUUGGCUGCCUUUGCCUUCUAA